This is a messenger RNA of Amphimedon queenslandica, 1227 nucleotides long. Its product is annotated as GTPase HRas-like. Lineage: Eukaryota; Metazoa; Porifera; Demospongiae; Haplosclerida; Niphatidae. Gene Ontology annotation, molecular function: GTP binding; GTPase activity. The record is from RefSeq and is a predicted model, not a curated record. The transcript is spliced from 7 exons. The coding region runs from base 146 to 721 and encodes 191 amino acids. Gene Ontology annotation, biological process: signal transduction. Gene Ontology annotation, cellular component: membrane.
ACAGAGAGGGCAUACACAGUCAAGUGGGCAGGCCACAAAGAGAGAGAUAAGAGGUUCAUUUACACAGAGAUACCCUGAGGAGAAGCAGGACUUAGCUUAUCAACAAAUCACAGCAUCGUCAAAGAAGAUUUAGGAUCAGUCUGUAAUGGCUACAAACAAGGAACUGACCGAGUAUAAGCUGGUCGUCGUUGGUGGGGGAGGUGUAGGAAAGUCUGCACUCACUAUACAAUUUAUUCAGAGUCAUUUUGUUGAGGAAUAUGAUCCCACCAUUGAAGACUCGUACCGCAAGCAGUGUGUCAUUGAUGAUGAAGUAGCAGUAUUAGAUAUUUUGGACACAGCUGGACAAGAGGAGUUUAGUGCAAUGAGAGAGCAGUACAUGCACACUGGUGAAGGGUUUCUACUUGUAUAUUCUAUUAUUGAUAGAAAUAGCUUCGACGAGAUCCCAAAGUUCCACAAGCAGAUACUUAGAGUGAAAGACAAGUCAGAGUUUCCAAUGAUAUUAGUAGCUAAUAAAGCUGAUCUGGAAACCGAUAGAGUUGUAUCCUAUCAAGAAGGAGAAGAAUUAGCUAAGACUCUUAAAAUUGGUUAUGUAGAGGCCAGUGCUAAACACAGAGUACAUGUUGACAAAGCAUUCCACGAUCUUGUCCGAGCAAUAAGGAGGUUCCAGAAACCCGCCACCUCGAAAAAGGACAAGAGCAAGAAAAAGUGUACAAUCCUUUAAGCGCCGUGAUUAAUAAUUAUAAUCUCCUAAUUAUAAUUUAUACAUAAUUUAUUAUUAGUAACGAUUUGUUAUUUCUUUCUCUUGCUUUUUUUUCUCUCUCUCUCUCUCUCUCACUUAUCGAACACAGCAAUGUUGCACACAUGUGCUCACUCUCCUAAAGAUGACGUUGAAUUGUUAAUUUUUUGUGUCUCAAUUGUUUUGUGUUUAUGCUCUCUUUGAUGUAUCCUGCCAGAAAUCACUCUCUCUCUCUCUCUCUAUUUUAGUAGUCAUGUCUAUUAUUGUACCACUUUCUUGUAUGAUCUUUCUGUCUUUCAAUUUUUCUAUUGAUUCUUCCUAUGUUUUAUCACUAUUAUUAUUAUUAUCAUUAUUAUUAUUAUUGUUGUCAUUAUUGGACUAUUAUAGUUGUUUUAAUUCCAAAAUGCACCCACACACACACACAUGCACGUGCACUUAAAAAAUAAUUAUAUAUAGCAAAAAACUUAAAUGUUAUUUCAAUUACUUAGUAA